CACCAGCAGCGGACGCGCGAUAAUGUCGUGGCUGCCGUGGAUGAUGGCUCCGAACUAGAACUCACUGCGCCUUCGCGCCCCCAAGUCCAAGGGCACCAUAAUGAUUCGGUUCUGCUCUAUCACAUUUGCAGCAGCAGCAAGACGGCAACCCUUAGUUGUUUAUAGAGCAUUGAUGGAGCGUAUGACUGGUACUGCCUGAGGUCGCUUGGGCCAGGCAAAAGACUACAGGGAUUGCACUUCAGUGUAUUUGUGUUGGGGCCCUUGGACGGCCAUGUGAGCGUGUUCAUGUGUAGACCUAGUAGCGUUAUACCAGCCCGGCUGACAGGAAGGCAGGGGCGCGAGGCUCUCAAGGGCCGAGGCAUCUGUCAAGUAGCAGAAAUGUAUGCAGCGGCCGACUUGGCUGUUUCAGACCCCCAUUCCUGCAGCAGCAACGCCGCCUGCCAGUGAGAGUUUGUGGGUAACGCAGAAAACUACUGAUACCCGUGAAUUGGGCCGGCGACGGGAAGUAGCGACAUCGGUGGGCGCCCGGUCGUACAGGGUCGCGUGCAUCAAGGACUCCGCCCAGCAGCCCAAACAGCACGCCACAAACUUGCUCUAGCUACGACGACUGCACGCUUAGCUUACGCUCCACACCACUCAUCACCACCACCCACGCUAGACGUUAAGCCUUUCCAUCCGUCCGAAAUCCUCAAGCUACCUGCAACCCACUCGCGAGCUCCAGCGUCAUUUGGCAAUAAGUUCAACCAAGCCGAGCGAUAUCCUCGAGCGGCAGGGCUGGCGUUCCUUGCAGGUUGAGCACAAAGCUUUAGGCCUCAACCGUUUCAUCAUACAUCGUUCGUCUCUUACUUUGGUGUUGAGGACCUCGCCAACGACGGCCCGCUCUCAGACUCGGCUCUCCGGGCGAUAGCCUCCGCCCGCUCCUCCCCUCUCGACCGAUAAUGGAGCUGCCUGGAUACUAUAGCAGCGGCAAGGGGGAGCUCGCAUAUGAUUCAUAUGAGAAACAUGACAAGCAAGGAUUCCUGAAGGGCUUGCUGGGCGGCAAGGACGAUGGCAAGAAGGCCUCUCCCAAGGCCUCGCCAGCGCCUGCCUCCCCCUCUGUACCCAAGAAGUUUAUGGACAUGAUCAGCCCGCUCCUGCUUGGCUCCUCCAACAGCAGCAGCGCCGCCAACAGCCCCGCCAACGCCAAGGCGGCGCAGGCGGCGCCGUCCGCCUCGGCCUUUUCCAAGGCCGCGGCGGCGCUGCAGCACGCUGCCGCCGACGGCUGCCCGGCGACCAUGACUGAUGCCCAGAACAUGGACCGCGCGAUGUCGUACAACAGCGGCCUGACGGAGUAUGUGAACAAGAUGAAGAUUGACAGCGAGGCCGGCGCCAACGGCCAAGUCGCCGCCGCCGCCGGCAAGCGCAGCAAGCUGAGCAAUGAGAGCACUCUGAGCAGCAGCAGCUCCAUGUCCGCCAUGAGCGUGCAGUCCAGCCGCUCCGCUGGUGCGCCAGUGGCGCCCAUGCCGCACCUGACCACCACGCAGCCCGGUGUGGCGCACGUGCACGCGCCGCCCACCAACGUGCAUAUGCACGGUCACGGUCUGGCGCACGGCCACCACGCCUCGCACGCGCACCACCACCACGCGCCCGCGCCCGCGCCCGCCGCCGUUCCCCAGCAGACCCAGCAGCCGCAGCCCGUGGCCGCCGGCCACAAGCCCGGCGCCGCGCUGAACUCGCACGCCUACGCCUCCAACCUGGACCGCCUGCUGGAGGCCGCGCGCCACUGCCAGCUGCCUCAGUCCGGCCGCCCGCUGCAGCCCAUGCCUGCCGACCCGCUGGCCAACCCGCACCACGGCCCCACCAUCCCGCUGGUGGUGUCUCCCAACCUGCCGCCGCGCAUGCAGCGGCCGCAGUGGCGCCUCACGGACUACCAGCUGGGCGACAAGUUGUACACCGGCUACGCCAGCACUGUCUACAAGGCGGUGUGUCGGGCCUCUGGCGAGGUGGUGGUGCUCAAGAUCUACCACCUCAUGUCGGUGUGCGACCUGUACAAGUACCAGAUCUACCGCGAGGUCCGCGUGCACUCGAACCUGUGCCACGAGAACAUCGUGCACCUGUACGCGGCCUUCCAGGAGGGCGACAAGGUGAUCCUGGUGCAGGAGUAUGCCGACGGCUCAGACCUGUUCACGCUGCUGCACAAGUACGGCGGCCGCCUGAGCGAGCGCCUGGCGGUGCAGCUGGUGCUGGAGCCCUUCCUGCGCGUGCUGCAGUACCUGCACUCCCGCGCCAUCAUCCACCGGGACAUCAAGCCCGAGAACAUCCUGUUCAACAAGGCCAUGUGCCUCAAGCUAGGCGACUUCGGCCUGGCCAUCGACCUGCGCGAGGAGCGCGCCGUCACCCGCGCCGGCACGCUGGACUACAUGGCGCCCGAGGUGCUGCGCUGCCCCUUCAAGUCGCGGCCCGAGGAGAACAAGGACAACGAGCGCCUGCACUACUCGGCGCGCGUGGACGCCUGGGCUGUGGGCGUGCUUACCUACGAGCUGCUGGUGGGCUUCCCGCCCUUCUUCGACCAGUCGCGCACCAGCACUGAGGAGCGCAUCAACCACUCGAUGCCCGCCUUCCCCGCCGGCAUGAGCGAGGAGGCCAAGGCCUUCGUGUCGUCCGCGCUGUCCAAGCACGCCGCUGAGCGCCCCACCAUCCUCGAGAUGCUGCAUCACCCCUGGAUCGCCCGCUUCUCCUCGCGCCGCUCCAUGCGCGCCAUGCCUGGCGCCGCCUCGCCGCUCGCCUCGCCCGUGCAGCAGCCCCAGCCGCAGCAGCAGACGCCGCGCCGGCCCGCGCCGCCGCCGGGCGCCACGCCCACCUCGGCCCAGGCCAUGCCCGGCUCGCCCGGCACGCCGCUGCGCCCUCCCGCCCCCGUGCCUGCCGGCGGCUUCCCCACUCUCGGCUCGCUCCUGGCUGCGCCGCAGCUGGACGUGAAGCUGUCUGGCCACAUGGGCCACCACGCCGCGCCCGCCUCGCCGCAGUCGCCACUGGUUAUGAAGAGCAGCAGCGAGAGCACGGAGCUGCUCAACUCGCGCUUCAGCCAGGGCAGCAGCAACGCCAGCAUGCAGAUGUGAAGGGGCGGCGCCCCUGGAGUGCUGCAGCAGCGGCGCUGCCUGACGGCGUCGUCGUGCUCGACGAUGCCGUCGCCGGACGCGUCGGCGCCGCCACCGCUGAUGCAAUCGUCUCGACGCAGUGAUGCCACCGGUGUUGUUGGAAAAGUGGGAGCGGCCUCGGCGGCGGCAGGCUUCUCGUCGGCUGCGGGCGCGCUCCAGGGGUGCGACUCGGUCGCAGCGCCGGCGGGGUGGAGCGGGCCUGCCUCGCCGCCCCGCCGGGAUGUAGGUAUAUUUUCUAAAUCAAGAUCCGUGCAAGGUGACAUGUGCGGCGCAUUUGUUGGGACCGGCCUUUGCGGUGUUGACGGCGGCGGCUGCGCGGAAUUGUUGCGGCUCGCCGCCUCGCUGCCGGCCGAGACCAACAAGGGCAACAAGCCAGCGUCACGCCGGACCUCGAGCGUCAUCGUCAUUCGCCGCCGCCCGGGCACGGCUGCUUCCGAGCCGGCCGCGCCUGUGGGCUGUGUGGUCGACCACCGGGUACUGCAGCCCACCCGCACGUGCUUCACCUCAACCACCACUGGUCUGCUGGGCUGGCUCGGGUUUUCAUGGUUUGCAGAGAGCACGCAGCAGCAGGAGGACUGAGAUCAGGAUGGCAUCGUCUAACACUUCCAAGUGCAGAAGGUAGAGGCAGGCUUCUUAGUUACAAUGCAAAGCAAUAAUUCGUGGUAGGCAUCCUAGAGAGACUCACGGGGCGUAACGCACAUUCGGACUGUGGUUGCGGCGGGUGUGUGCCGGGUGGUGUGCAGAAUAUGUUAGGGCCGGCCGCACCCGUUCGCACAGCUAUAGUUUGUCUGUGUUGUUUCGGUGGUGACUUGUUGUAGCUGGUGGUGGACACACAACAUGACAAUCCCAUUUACUUUGCGUUUUUUGUUUCCGGUUGGGCAGGCGUGCACCCCUACGGGAGGUAGUGGAAUGCGAAGCUUGGCAGAGUGCCCUGCCAUGCGAAUGCUCACUCUCCCAUGCAUUGGCUGUCCGGUUGCGAGUUGACUUGUUAUUUGUGGAGAUGCAUGCGACUGACAUUUAGGCUUACUCUGAUUGAUUCUUGAGGGCAGGUUGAAUGUCGCGAUACGGCGCAGUCACCCCCGGCUGACCACAGAGAUAGAGACGCUCUUUAGUGCCCUGCCCUGGGAUUUGACGUGCGCUCCCGUUCACCUGUCGCGGGAAGCCCCCUAGCACCUGGCAUGGAGGCUGUAAACUUGGGUGGUAGUGUAGCCGUAACAGAGAUAGACUGGAUGUGAGGCGCUGGGUACCGGCUUCUUCGUGUUAGUGCGCAGACUUCGGCGGGGUUAGUAUCCUUCUUUCUCUAUCUCUUUUGCUUCUUUGCACCGGCCUUCGGGCCUCUUGCCUAUCUAUUUAGCCUUUCUUUCCUGAACUGGCAGCUUACGUGCCCAAUUCAGCACUAAGCUAGACUCUAAGUUGGACGGGGGGCUUCAUACCUCAACUGUAAUCCGCAUUUGAG
This is a messenger RNA of Chlamydomonas reinhardtii, 4590 nucleotides long. RefSeq lists its product as uncharacterized. The record is from RefSeq and is a predicted model, not a curated record. NCBI's taxonomy places the organism in Eukaryota, Viridiplantae, Chlorophyta, Chlorophyceae, Chlamydomonadales, Chlamydomonadaceae. Gene Ontology annotation, biological process: regulation of cytokinesis; protein phosphorylation; mitotic spindle organization. The coding region runs from base 939 to 3095 and encodes 718 amino acids. The transcript has 5 exons. Gene Ontology annotation, molecular function: protein kinase activity; ATP binding. Gene Ontology annotation, cellular component: spindle pole centrosome; spindle midzone; spindle microtubule.